Molecule: messenger RNA, 3391 nt
Organism: Coffea eugenioides
Lineage: Eukaryota; Viridiplantae; Streptophyta; Magnoliopsida; Gentianales; Rubiaceae
Product: pentatricopeptide repeat-containing protein At2g39620
Exons: 2
Coding region: 1-2685 (894 amino acids)
Biological process (GO): RNA modification
Molecular function (GO): RNA binding; protein binding
Source: RefSeq, a predicted model, not a curated record
AUGUUUAUGAGACAUGCUAAUUCAAAGUUGAAGCCGCACUUACAAUCCCUUUCAACACUAGCCAGCAGUACCCCAUCUUUAUCCUUCACCAAACCUCAAAAUUUCCCCAACCACGAAAACCUCCUUGGCCUCCUGUCCUCCUGUAAAGACCUCAAGAAUCUUGAGCAAGUUCAUGCCCUUUUGAUCACCGCUGGACUCGGUUUUGACAUUUCAUCAAACACCCACCUGAUCAACCAUUACUCUUCCUUCCAAAAAUGCCAACUUUCUCGAUUAGUUUUCGAUUCCUCGCCAAACCCUGGUGUGAUUUUGUGGAACUCAAUGAUCAGAGGCUACACAAGAACAAACCAAUACAAAGAAGCCCUCCAACUUUACCGCGUAAUGGGAGAAAAUUUGGUCCGGCCAGACAAUUACACUUUCACUUUUGUACUCAAAGCCUGCACUGGAAUUUUAGAUUUAAAAGAGGGUAAUCUUGUUCAUCGAGAAAUAGUCAGAAGAAGGCUUGAAAACGACGUCUUCAUUGCUACUGCACUUGUCGACAUGUACUGCAAAUUUGGUGAUUUAGAGUGUGCCAGAGAGGUAUUUGAUAAGAUGCCUAGCAAGGAUGUUGUGGCUUGGAAUGCUAUGAUUUCAGGUCUAUCGCAGAGUGUGGAGCCUAAUGAGGCCUUGGAACUUUUUAAGUAUAUGCAGUUGGGCAGUAGGGUGGAGCCUAAUGCUGUCAGCUUGUUAAAUUUGUUUCCCGCAGUUUGUAAGCUGAUGGAUGCAAAAGCUUGUAUGUCCAUACACGGUUUUGUGUGGAGGAGAAAUUUUCCAACUACUGUUUUGAAUGGGUUGAUUGAUGCGUAUGUGAAAUGUGGAUAUUGUAAUGUAGCUCGAAUGAUUUUUGAUAGAAUGGCGGGGAAAGAUGAUGUCACGUGGGGGACAAUGAUGGCUGGCUAUGCAUACAAUGGGUGGUUUUGUCAGGUUUUGGAGUUGUUUGAUUGUUUGAAGAGGAAGAAUCUGGAGAUGAAUAAGGUUUCAGCUGUGAAUGCUUUGUUGGCAGCCUCUGAGAUGAGGGAUUUUGAGAAGGGGCUGGAAAUUCAUGAUUAUGCAGUAAGACAAAGGAUUGAUUCGGAUGUUAUGGUAUCUACUUCUCUGAUGACCAUGUAUGCAAAGUGUGGAGAAGUAGAGAAGGCGAUGGAGUUGUUUUGGGGGAUUCGAGAAAGGGAUUUAGUUGCUUGGUCAGCAAUUAUAGCUGCUUUUGCACAAUCUGGCAAUUAUGAAGAGGCUCUCUCUGUUUUUCGGGAAAUGCAGAAUGAGAAAUUGAAGGCUAAUGCAGUGACUUUAGUGAGUGUUCUUCCAGCUUGUGGUGAAUUAUAUUGUGUGAAGCUGGGGAAGAGCUUGCACUGCUAUGCUGUCAAAUAUGCUAUUGACUCUGAUUUAUCUGUUGGGACAGCCCUAGUUUCCAUGUAUGCAAAAUGUGAUAUGUUUUCUUCAGCAUUGAUUGUGUUCCAUGGACUGCCAAAUAAAGAGGUUGUUACAUGGAAUGCUUUGAUAACUGGCUAUGCACAGGUUGGUGAUCCUUACCAUGUGAUGGAGAUGUUUUCCAAAUUAAGAUUAGCUGGGUUACACCCCGAUUCUGGUACAAUGGCUGGUGUGCUUCCAGCUUGUGCCGUAUUAGGUGACCUAUGCCUAGGAAGCUGCAUCCAUGGACAAAUUAUCAAAUACGGUUUUGAGUCAAACUGCCAUAUGAAGAAUGCUCUAAUGGAUAUGUAUGCCAAAUGCAGAAGCCUCUCAUCAGCUGAAGUCAUAUUUAAACACCUCGAGUCCUUUAAAGAUGAGGUAUCAUGGAAUAUAAUGAUUGCAGGAUACAUGUACAAUGGAUGUGCUCAGGAAGCCAUUUCUACAUUUUAUCGUAUGAUAUCAGAGGCUUUCCAACCUAAUUUGGUCACAAUUGUGAGCAUCCUGCCAGCAACAACAUAUUUGACUGCCCUUAGAGAAGGUAUGGCUGUUCAUACAUGUAUAAUCCUAAGAGGAUUUCAGUCUUAUACACUUAUUGCAAAUGGUCUCAUCGACAUGUAUGCAAAAUGUGGCCGCCUAGAUUAUUCAGAACAAAUAUUCACUGAGAUGAAUCACAAGAAUACAAUUUCUUGGAAUGCAAUGAUUGCUGCAUAUUCAGUUCAUGGGCUAGGUGAUCGUGCUUUUGCAACUUUUUAUCUCAUGCAAGAGAGUGAGGCCAAAAUUGAUUCUAUUUCUUUCAUUAGUGUCUUGUCUGCUUGCAGACACUCAGGAUUAACCAAAGAAGGUAAAAAAAUAUUUAACUCCAUGAAGCAAAAAUACGGUCUUGAACCACGUUUGGAACACUAUGCAUGUAUGGUGGACCUGUUAGGGCGUGCUGGAUUGUUCGAUGAAGUUAUGGAUUUGAUAAAACAAAUGCCUGUGCGACCUGAUGCUGGUGUUUGGGGAGCACUGCUUGAUGCAUCUAGAAUGCAUUCUAAUCUUAAAUUAGGUGAGCUAGCACUGAAAAAUCUCACCGACCUUGAGCUGGGGAACCGUGCCCAUUAUAUAGUGCUAUCAAACUUGUAUUCUCAAUCAGGUAGGUGGGAUGAUGCAACAAAUGCGAGAUCAAGUAUGAAGGGGACAGGACUGAAAAAGACUCCAGGAUGUAGUUGGGUUGAAGUAAAGGAGGAGGCCUUGCAUAUUGUGUAGGUAACUCAGGCUUCUACUUCAGAGCACGAGUCACAAAUGAGCUGUUUGGAGUAAAAGUGGCAAUUGGGUAUUCUUUCCUAAUAAGAGCGCUGCCAAUCAUGUUGAUAAAAUGACUUCUUGAGUAUGAUAGCAAAACACAAGCAACAACUCCUCUGCUGUGGACAAGUAGUGGGGUGGCAAGGCAAACUGCCUUCCUUUUUGCCGCCAGAGAAGGAUAACGGGAGUACCUUAUGAUGGUCGAAGGUAUGGUGUUCAUUAUGAAACUCAAGAUACUUGUAGCAAAUUAUGCAACGGUAAGAGAAGGGUCCUAACAAAUAUAGUGGAAAAUGUUGUAUCAUAUUCCCAUCUAACGGCUGUAACUUGUUUCAGAACCUGAUUUGAGGGUAUUGACACAGAUCAGACGCACCUUGAAUAGGAAUUUUUGGUAGGAUAUAAGCUGCAUUUAUUCAAAUCCAUUAGCAACGAGUUUUCUCACACACUGCAAAAAUGGAGAACAGAAGAAGGCCCGCCAGACGCGGCGGCUUUCAUUCAAUUCUUGUUUGCAGAAUGGUGAAGGCAAAAUUGAUAUGUUGUUGCUCAAGCCUUGUUCAGACCAGCACUCAGUUUGAAGCCGGACACAUCUCCAAAGAAGUCUUGGUUGCUGCCGUCUUGUUUCACUUCUUGUUUAGCUAAUUCUUUUACUUAUUCAUGAUAAAGAAUUGAUGCA